GGUGUACGUAAAGUGAUCGUCAGUACCAACAUAGCCGAAACAUCCAUUACGAUUCCCCACAUUCGUUAUGUUAUUGACAGUGGAAGAGCAAAAAUCAGGUACGUAUCGAUAAUGCGUGUUCAAAACCAGUUUGAGUAUAUGCUACACCAUUUGCCAUGUAGUGUUACAAGCAUCCGUGAGAGAUUAAGAAGAUUCGAUUUUACGGUGAAAUUCACGGUGCCAUAA
Molecule: messenger RNA, 225 nt
Organism: Protopolystoma xenopodis
Lineage: Eukaryota; Metazoa; Platyhelminthes; Monogenea; Polystomatidea; Polystomatidae
Source: the annotation of a GenBank genome assembly